AUGGCCCGCCUGGAGGGCGAGGACCUAGCGCGUCCAGCCAUGGUCGACGACUCCUCAGUCAGCGUCACCUCCGGCCACGUCGCUGCUGCGCCACAGCCCCUCACCGCAAGCAUGCUGGAGGUCAGACGGUUCGCGCCGGCCAUCUUAGCGUGCUCAGCCAGGCGCUUCCCGGUCGCCAUCGCGGCGGCCCACCUCGGCGUAGGCUUCGACCCGCCAGGGGAGGCUGUGCGCGCAUUUCACCUGAGCCGCCAGGGCAGGGGCGACGCGACCGAGCCCGACCGCGCGGAGGCCGAGGAGGCGGCGAGGGCGGCAGGGGAAAAGAGCUGGGACCAGGUCAUGACCGAGGCCACCACCGCCGCCGAUAGGCUCUGGAUCGCGGUGGACGCGCGGGCGCUGCAGGCCGCAGCGGGCAGCUUGCGUGCGGAGAUCCGCUACGUGCCGGACAAGACGGGUGCCGCCAUGCCGAGAAGGCGGCCCGCGAGCUCGCGCGCGGCCCGACUUGGGCGGAGUCCCCGCCGGCGGCCAUGCACUGGGCUGCUCGCGGGCCUGGACAUCGAGGCGGGUGUGGUGGUCGCCGAGAACUUGGCGCGGGAGGUCCACGCCGCGGCGACAAGACCGCCAGUGGCGGACAGAUGCAGCACGCUGUCCACGGACCAACGUGAUUGUUUCGCUGCGAUCGCAGACCUGUCGGCGGCGUGCCCGCGGCGCCGUGUCGCGACCGCGCGGUGCGUCUGCAGGAACACCGCGUGUGAACGUGCGUACGGCGACGCGUUCAGCCAAGCCGUGCAGACGCGCUUCGUGGGCCGCCACGACGAGGAGGUGCCCGCGGAGUCCGACGAGGAGCAGGACGAGCCAGAGUUCGAGACGUGCUGCUUCGGGCGGUGCCGGUACAGGCUGAUCAAGACCAAGGGCGGCCGCCUUGGGCAGCUGCUCAAGUGGGACGUGAAGGCAUUCGUGCUCUCCAACGUUGCCCUCGUCGCACUCGCCAUCUGGACGUCUCGUCUGGACCCCGACUUCGCGCAGCGGGGCGCGGCGGAGUGGCUGCACCACUCCCCGCAGUUCAAGCAGGACCUCUUCUGGUGCAAGGUCCUGUAUGGCCUGCUCUCCCUGCCGUUCCUGCCCUUCAGCAUCUCCUUUCUCUGCAAGGUCCUCACGCAUUGUGAGUGGACUGGCUUCAACGAGAAGGGCGCCUGCGUGGCCUUCGAGGUCGAGCCCCGGCCAUACUACUCGCGGCGCACCCGUUCAACGCCAUCUUGGCGGCAUCGCCUCCGCAAGGCCGUGGGCCGGUGCGGCCGGAGCCGGGCGCCCGUGCCGGAAGGCCGCAGUGAUCGGAAGCUUGGGGAGAUGGCUGCGGGCGGCGGCCAAGCAGCCCGUGCGGCUGCUGAGCCGCCAUGCGCUGGGGGCUCCCUCUGGCCCGCGAGGCGCUCCAGGCAGGCGGCGGCUCGCGCUGCCUGCGCUGGGCGGCUGCAGGCGGCCCUGGCGCGGGUGACCGUCCUCGAGGCGGAGUGCGCGCGGCUCCAGGCGGAGCUGGGCCACGCGCUGGACGCUAGCCAGGCGGUGGCCACGGCUGCGGCGCGCGCAGCCGCGCAGGAGGCCCGCGGCUCCGCUCCCCUGCGGCGGAUGCUGUCCAUGACGGACUCCGCGGACCUGGACGGCAAGAGGGACCCGCUGCUCCGCGCUGCGGCCCCCGAGGUCGUCGCAAGGCUGGCGCUGGUCGCGCCCGUCAUGGCGGCGGACCUCCUCAACGAGCCUGCAGCCACCCUGGACGUCGGGCGUCGGAACGUGGUCAGGCACGGCGGGGUCGGCAUGGGGGGCAGCCUCGUCACGGUCGCAGCGCUGGUGUUCGAGGCCGUGGAGAUCUUCCUCCUCUUCGCCCUGCUGGUGCUGGGCCUCCGGUGCGGCUGCGGCCGCCUCGCGGGGCUUCCGCCCGCGGCUCGCUCGGCCGCCGAGGGCGUGUCGGAUUCCUGGGAGGUCGCCUGCCGCCGCGGGCGCAGCCUCCCAGCCGGGGACCUCGAGCAUGCGGAGCAGGGCUCGGCCAGGCAGCUUGCCUGCCACGAGUUCGGAGGCGGCCUGAAGGAGCUGGACGGCUUCAACCACUCCGCGGCGGGCGCGAGCGCGGCCUCGAGCGCGCCCCCUUCGGCUUGUGACGCGGACUUCGUGGUGGCGGAGGGCCCCGAGGCUCUCACCGUCGGCGCUGCGGCUGACGACGUCGACGACGGGCAGGGAGACGCCUCCGUGGUGUUCAUCUCUGCCGACGGGCUCGAGGAAGGGCCCGAGGAGGAGGUCGUGGAGGAGGUGCACGGUGACGUGCUGGAGCUGGUGGUGGGGGACGCCGCGGCCCUCGCGCCCGCUCCCCAGCUUGGUGCGGCGGUUCGUGCUCGCCUUCGCCUCGAUCGACUCCGACUUCAGGUCGUCAAGGGUGCCGCGGUGCCCAUCGACGACCGCGACCUCCGCAGACCUGGCUGGCAGGCCGCCGAUGCCGCAGCUGGGGUGGAGGUGCCCCCGACGCCUGCCCAGCAGCGCGAGGGGCUCCGCUGGGUGAGACGGCUUCUCGCUGAUCCUGGGGCCUGGCACGGAGGCGCGGUCUGGGAGCCUGAGUCCAUCGAAGAGGCGGCCAGACGCAUCGACGGCGAGGGCUCGCGCCGUCUCGGCUCCAGCCUGUGCGUGAGCAAGGGGAUUGACACUUCGCAGGUCGUGUCGAGCGCGCUCUUCACCGCUGCCAGCGCUAUCGCGGGCCGCCUUGCAACUAGGGAGCCUGCCCACCACGACAGUGGCGGCGUGUGCGGGCAGACAUCGGCCAGCUGGACAGGCUGGUUGCGUCUGCGGCGCAGGGUGGACAAGGCCGAGGGGGGCGCGGAGCGCAGGCCCAACUGGGCCGUCACCCUAGACCACGGGUCCUAUGGAGCCACGAGGGCCGGGAGCCUCACGGGCACGACUGGGGAGACAGAGGGGUUCGUGGAGCGGGCGGCGCCGUUGGGCACCGCGUCGCAGUGGUGCUCGCUGCGGCUCAUGCCGUCGCAGAGCUCAUCGCUGCAGUACUUGUCCAGGCCCAUGGAGAAAGGCGGGCCCGGAGCGUCACGGGCGGGGCAGCCCGCGCCUGCAGGGGCAGGAAGCACGGGCCCCACAGGCCGCCCAGCGAUGCCGUCCCUGGCCGUCGCGGCCGUGCUCCUGCACCUCCUGCUGCCUCUGCUCGGGGCCGCGCCAGCGGACCUCUGCGCGUGCCUCAACUGGAAGCAGGUUUACAUGAACGACCUGGCCAAGUGCGGAGAGGGCCUGGAGCUGUACCCUGGCCGGCACUUCGCGGGCUACCCGGAGCCUGCUGGCUUCCGGAGGCGAGAGCUCGCCUGGGCGCACGUGCUCGUUGGCGACGAGUACCAGCGGUGUGACCUCUUCUUCAAGAGGCUUGACCGCAACUUCUGCGUCAACGUGGGCCCCUUCGAGCGAGGAGUGCAGGAGUGGUUCGGCGGCACCUGGUGCUACGUUGGCCCCGGCUGCGCGGAGCUCAACGGCGGCACUCGGCUGGCGGAGCUCUCUGGCGGGUGGCAGGACUGGCUGAUGGGCUUCAUCAACGAUGCCGCCGUCUCCACUGUCAGCAACCUGAGCUGGAAGUUGUGCACUCCUGGGGAGGACGCCCGCUUGCAAGACGUGGAGCCCGCGAGCUUCCUGCGUCUCGCCGCCGGCCUCUCGCUGAACCUGGGCUACGGCCUGAAGCUCGCGUACCCGUCCGUGUGGAACUACCUCUGGUCGGACCUCGCGGCCGCGGCGCAGAACGACGGCGACCCGCACGCGUGGUCCAGCGUGCCCGACGCCGUCCGCGGCGCGGUCGCUCGCAGGGAACCCGUCGUGCUGGACUCGCAGGCGGGCGGCGGGGGCGACCUGCACCUGCUCCACGGCCGGGACACAUGGCACCUGCGGUUCGACUGCCAGCAGUGCCCGAGCACUUGCUUCUGCUGGUCGCGCGGCACCCUGGAUGUGCCCGAGCUCGGCGGCGGCGGCCCCAUCGAGGGCCCGAAGAGCGGCAGCGGGCACAUUCUGAGGGCGUCUGCGUGA
Prorocentrum cordatum is the source of this 4050-nucleotide messenger RNA. NCBI's taxonomy places the organism in Eukaryota, Dinophyceae, Prorocentrales, Prorocentraceae. The record is from the annotation of a GenBank genome assembly.